CUGACUCACCGAGCGAUCCCCUCGCCGUUCCUGUGGGGCGUGUGGGGUUCGACUGCCUUCUUGGUGGUGGUGGUGGGCGCUCUGGCGGUUGCGGGCUUCGUGAUGGUGGAAGUGCGGUUUACCGGCUUCGCGACGCUCCACUGGCUGGAGGAGAUCUUCCGUGACCGUGUGGGUGACCCCUUGUUCUACUGGCUGGACCGGCAGAGCCGCCUGCCGAUGAUCGACGACAAGGUCUUUGAGGAGACCGACAACCUCAUGGUCUUCUUCUUCGACGAUCAGGAGCACCGCAUCAAGAUGAGGGCCAUCACCAACAUGCUCCUCAAGACUCUCCAACGGCACGACGAGCUCAAGGAUGUCAAACCCUUCUACGCCUACCGCACCAAGAAGCCCAAAAAGGAGACCAACAGCACAACCGCUGACAGCCCAGCCAGCGACAGCACGCCCUCAGCAGCAGCAGCGGCUGCAGCGAGCGAUGCCAUCCCUUUGGGUGCAUCCGUCGACGACGAACUCCCCCCGAUGAACGUCAUGAUGUACAAGGGGCAGCGGCGCGCCUCGCUGAAGGUGCCCUUCCCGCCCUCUGGCUUGACCGAGCUGCCGGUGCCACUGGAAGAGCUCCUGACGUUCUUCAAGCCCCGCUCGCAGGCGGCCGAUGAGGUGGCGCACACGGCGGAGUGCCCCGUGCGGACCAUCACGCACGACACCUUCGAGGUGGCGGUGGUGGCGCAGGCCACGCCGACCAACCCGGUGCUGGUGCAGCUUUAUGAGGACACGUGUUUCCUGUGCUUCUUGAUGCGGCCGUUCGUCAACAGCGUGGCCAAGAUCCUCGCCGACAACAAUGUGCCGCUGACGAUUGUGCGGCUCAACAUCGAGAGGAACGACUUCCCCAAAGACUGCCCGGUCGCCAGGGGCACACCCACAUUCGUACUCUUCAAAGGUACGUAAGGGAGGGAGGGAAUGGGCGAGAUCGAUGGGACACACAGGGAGAGAGACACACAUGGUUGGUGCCUUGUGGUUGUCGCGUACAGAGUGGAAGAAGCCGGAGCGUUGGGCAGAGUUCAAGCCCAAGGACUUCAUCAGUCGGCUGGAGGCGGCCAUCGGCCCCGACGCCCUCACCGACACCAUGCGCCUCCAGUUCACCCACCUCCUCGACAUGCUACCCGUGCGGCUGACACUCUUCAGCAACCUCGCCUUCCAGCUCGUCGACCUCAACGGCCUGCAGGCAGUCUCUAUGGGCCCACAAGGAGAGGGCGGCGUCGGGGAGAGCAGUGUCAAGAACAUGCCCCCGAUCGCCGCACUCCAGCACACCCCUCCAUCAGCAGCAGCGGCACCCCCGGCUGGUCGAUCUGACACGGGGGAAGGGUCCAAGGCCAACGGCGGCAGCAGUGAGGAGUUCCAGCGGGUGGUGACCGAGCUGAUGGAGGCCGACAUGAACCGUGUCGACUGCCUGGCCGAGAAUGUCGAGUUGCUCAAGAGGGAGGCCGACCAGGCCGAGAGCGACGUCCUCUACUACGCCAUUCUGAUGGCCGAGAAACUCGUUGAGUGGGAGAGAAAGGCGAGAAGUGAGUGAUGCAUAACUAGAUGGCGGACAGUGUGGCAGGCAGCUUCCUUUUGUCUGCACGCCAUAGCUAUAUGGGAUGGGAUGGGAUGGGACGUGCCAUGUUCGAGACUGAGACUGCGAGACAGUGAUUGUGGCAGCAAAUGCUCGUCAAUGGAAACGUGUGUCUUGGGGUGCGUCGAAGGUCUGGUUGGCUGUGCACCAAGCAGAGAGGGCGGCAGAUAGACACGGCAUGGUAACGAGAGUCGGACACACACAUCAGAGACAGCAGUAGCAGUCCACCACCCAUCAUGAUGGCUGUUUGCGGGUGGGCUGUGAGCAUCACAUAGGUGUGUGUAGUUUGCAUGUGAUGGUGUGAUUGUCAUUGCUGCAGUGAGUUCUUCCCGGCCGUCACGGGGUGGCCGGUGGCACAAACAGAUGAUCAAGGCAGUCUCAGUCAGUCAGAGAGUCAACACACACACCACACUCUCUUAUGCGUUGGGAAGAGGUAAAGGAACUCUGAAUAUAAUAAUGUAAG
Messenger RNA from Vitrella brassicaformis, 2072 nucleotides. Lineage: Eukaryota; Vitrellaceae. The record is from the annotation of a GenBank genome assembly.